This is a messenger RNA of Galleria mellonella (greater wax moth), 1024 nucleotides long. RefSeq names its product macrophage migration inhibitory factor homolog. The record is from RefSeq and is a predicted model, not a curated record. The transcript is spliced from 3 exons. The coding region runs from base 53 to 403 and encodes 116 amino acids. Gene Ontology annotation, molecular function: cytokine activity; phenylpyruvate tautomerase activity. NCBI's taxonomy places the organism in Eukaryota, Metazoa, Arthropoda, Insecta, Lepidoptera, Pyralidae.
GUGGUGGCGGUCGUUUGGACACAUUUGUCACUCGUUCUGCGAGGAGUACACAAUGCCGUGCCUCAAGAUUUUAACUAAUAUCCCAAAGAGCAGGAUACCUGCCGAUUUUGUCGACAAAAUCCUACCACUGCUGUCGAGGGUGGUGAACAAGCCUGUCGAUAAAUUCCUGUGUGUCAUAUCGGGAGAUUGCCAAGUAACGUUCGGAGGCGAAUCUACAUCGCCUGGCGCAGUCGCCACCCUGGAGUCCAUCGGAAACCUCGGACCUGUUGAAAACAAACUCAUCGUGAAGGAAGUCUCCGCGUUUGUCGAAAGGGAAUUAGGAAUUUCACCAAAUAGGUUCUUCUUAUCCUUCUACGAUCUCAAAGGUUACAACGUAGGAAAAGGUGGUGUUACGAUUGAAUAAAAAAAAUGUUGCUUUAUCAAUAUCAUUUAUUGCGUUAUAAACAAGAAUAUAAGGAAAUAUGAAAAUAAAACGAACAGAUUCUCGUCUAAUAAAUGGUCUUGUAUUGUUGGAUUCCGUAAUAGUUUUUUUAUUAAUUUGUACUCGAGAAGGACAAUAGUUUUAUAUGCCUAAUAAAUAAUCAUUAACUGUUUUUUUUGAUGGGUGAAAAUGGUAUGGUAACCCCGCCUGCGCUAACGGGAUACGCUGGCGGAGCACCAGUGAAGGGUGAUAGAUGAGAAUGAAAACAGACCAGUCAGCCCAUCAUGAUGAAUUCAUCAGGAAUUAACCAUGAUAGUUUCCGCGAAGAGGUCGACCUGGUUGGGUAUAUUGCUAGCAAUGGGAUUCUCAGUCUCCAUUACGAACAAUCCCUUUCCCUCCAAUCAUUAACUGUUAUCCAUUCAUGCCCUGAGUGGAGUUUGCAUCAAAAGCAUUCUCUACACAAUGAAACUGUUUAAAGUGUCUGUUAAAAAUAAUCAUUAACACUAAAACAAUCAUCCAUUCUAUGUAACACAUAUCUUGUGUCAAAUUCUGAAUCAUGCAAUGACAAACUAUUAUUGUAAAAUAAAAAUAUAUUUCACUAUU